This is a messenger RNA of Candidozyma auris, 954 nucleotides long. It is a transcript of the gene CAR1, whose product is annotated as arginase. The transcript has 2 exons. The record is from RefSeq and is a predicted model, not a curated record. Gene Ontology annotation, molecular function: arginase activity; manganese ion binding. Lineage: Eukaryota; Fungi; Ascomycota; Pichiomycetes; Serinales; Metschnikowiaceae. Bases 1 to 954 code for a protein of 317 amino acids. Gene Ontology annotation, cellular component: cytoplasm; cytosol; nucleus.
AUGACCACUCCAGACUACAAGUUCCACCCACAGAGAAAGUCCACCAUCAUCACAGCGCCCUUCUCUGGCGGCCAGCCCAAGGGCGGCGUGGACCUCGGACCAAAGUACAUUCUCGAAGCUGGGUUUGAGAAGCAGCUCCAGGGGUUGGGUUGGAACACUUCGGUGACUCACCCACUUGAGGGACACACUUUUGAGCAGUUCAAAACGAACGACAAGGACUCCUACGGCGUCAAGAACACCAAGAUCGUGUCUGACUGCAACAAGCUCAUCUUUGAGGCGUGUCUCGAUGCCCACAAGGCCAACUCGCUUCCGGUGGUGAUUGGAGGAGACCACUCGAUUGGAACCGCUACAGUGGCUGCUGCAUUGGAGAACAACCCAGACACUUGUGUGUUGUGGAUCGACGCACACGCCGAUAUCAACUCUCCCAAGACCACGGACUCAGGCAAUUUGCACGGGUGCCCCAUGUCGUUUGUAUUGGGCAUCGACAAGGAGUCGUACCCACCAGAGUUCAGCUGGGUGCCUUCAAAAUUGAAGCCCGGCAAAAUCGCCUACAUUGGCUUGAGAGACGUCGACGCCGGUGAAAAGGCCAUUUUGAAAAAGUACAACGUCCCUGCUUUUUCCAUGUACCACGUGGACAAGUACGGCAUUGGCAAGGUGGUGGAGAUGGCCUUGGACAAGGUCAACCCAGACCGUAAGUUCCCCAUCCACUUGUCAUACGACGUGGAUGCCAUAGACCCUUCCUUUACGCCCGCAACAGGCACUAGAGUCGAGGGUGGCUUGACGUUGAGAGAGGGCUUGUUUGUCGCCGAGGAUGUGGCUCAGACCGGUCUCUUGAGCUCCCUCGACGUUGUGGAGACAAACCCUCUUUUGGGUGAGCACGAGAACCACGUUCUCGAUACGGUAAGUGCCGCCUGUGCCAUUGGCAGGUGUGCCAUGGGUGAGACGUUGCUUUAG